AUGGACUUUGCCCUGAGUUCAUUCCGGCAGGGCCCAGUGGGGCGCUUGCCCUUCCUGAAGGCAGACGAGCAGCCGUCGAAGGCGGCGUUGCGUGUCAACUUCCAGCCGGCCAAGGGCGAAGCGCCCCAGGAGCGGAAGAAGAAGUACCUGACGGCCAAGUACGGCCAGCACCAAAUGAGCCUGAUCCGGAAGCGGCUGAGGGUGGAAAUGUGGAUCUUCGACCAGCUGCAAGCCCUCUACGGCCAGCGGGAAGAAGAUAAAACCCCAUACAAUGUGGAGAUAGACCUUGAUGAGCUGCUAGAUAUUGAAGGUGAUUUCAACAGAAAAGCAUGGCUAGGAGGAAAAGUAAUAGGAACCAAAAAGUCGGAAGAAAACGUUGAAAAAUUCAUCAGUGAGUUGCUCCUAAGAGCAAAAACAUUGUGA
Uloborus diversus is the source of this 423-nucleotide messenger RNA. Its product is annotated as protein phosphatase 1 regulatory subunit 14B-like. Gene Ontology annotation, molecular function: protein serine/threonine phosphatase inhibitor activity. Gene Ontology annotation, cellular component: cytoplasm. The coding region runs from base 1 to 423 and encodes 140 amino acids. The record is from RefSeq and is a predicted model, not a curated record. Gene Ontology annotation, biological process: regulation of phosphorylation. The transcript has 4 exons. Lineage: Eukaryota; Metazoa; Arthropoda; Arachnida; Araneae; Uloboridae.